This is a messenger RNA of Exophiala oligosperma, 1352 nucleotides long. RefSeq lists its product as uncharacterized. Bases 1 to 1230 code for a protein of 409 amino acids. Lineage: Eukaryota; Fungi; Ascomycota; Eurotiomycetes; Chaetothyriales; Herpotrichiellaceae. The record is from RefSeq and is a predicted model, not a curated record. The transcript has 4 exons.
AUGGGGUAUUCUGAAGCGGGUCGUCCGCAAUGGUCGACGACGACCGUCGGCAAGAGGAACAUCGUCCUCGCCGCCAUCCUUCUCUCCCUAUUUUGUAUCUUCUUCACGUUCCGCAACCAGAGUCCUCCGUCCGGCACGGCGUCUCCGUCCGGAUUGUCGACUUCCAAAUUCAGCCUCGGAGGCAAGAAGGACAACUUGGGAGAUGUCUACAAUGACACACUGGGCUUUCAAAAGGUAUACGCCAUCAACCUACCUGAGCGUACGGACAAGAAGGACAAUAUGCGCCUCCAGGCCAGGGCCACGAACUUUAGCAUCGAAAUCGUGGAUGGAGUCAUUGGGUCCAAGGUCUCAUACAAGGCCAUUCCAUAUACUUUUAAGCAAAACAACGGCACCAUUGGAUGCUGGCGAGCUCACCUCAACGUCUUGCAAAAGAUGAUUGAGGAAAACAUCCAGAGCGCUCUGAUUCUCGAGGACGACGCGGACUGGGACAUCGGCCUCAAGGCUCAAAUGGCCGAGUUGGCGCGGGGGUCACGGUGGCUCCUCGAGACGGCCCCCGAGGGCACCAGCAACAACCACAUCCCGCACUCCCCUUACGGCGACGGCUGGGACAUGCUCUGGGUCGGCCACUGCCACAGCGAACCGGUCAAGGGCGACAACCGACGUUGGGUGAUCCCCCACGACCCCACGGUCGCCCCGGAAGGUUCGAGGUGGUACUUCAAGGGCCCCAAGAUGGACAAGUGGGAGAAGGGGCCCGACGCCGACCCCCAGACGAGGGUGGUGUACCAGCAGGGCUUCGGCUGGUGCCUCUCGGGCUACGCCGUGUCGCUGCGGGCGGCCCAGCGCAUCCUCUGGUACGCCAGCAUGAUGCCCUUCAACUGGCCCAUCGACAGCGGCAUGGGCAACCUGUGCUCCCAGCGGGAGUUCCACGACUUCCAGUGCAUCGCCCCCUUCCCCCGGUUCGUCGGCAAGUCCACCCCCGCCGGGUCCAACGCCCUCGGCAGCGACAUCAACACGAAGCCCAAGGAGGAGAAGAUCCAGGAAAAGUCCGAGUCGGAGAACGUCAUGUUCUCGGUCCGCCAGAACAUGAGGCGCAUCCUGGACGGCGCCACCACCUUCAAGAGUUACUUCAAGAACCCCGCCGGCGACGACCUCACCCUGGAACAAAUCUCCGCCGCCAGAGGUCACCCGGAGUACGUCGACGAGGAGGUCAAGAAGGAGACCAAGGAAUAAACAACCUUUUUUCUCCGGCACUACGGAGUAAACAAGGCUCGCAAAGUAUCAUUUGAAGGCCAAGUAUGGGGCACCCCGACUUGCGUGUGGAAAGGGUUGUUUUUUUUUGGUUGCACCGGUCU